Molecule: messenger RNA, 6271 nt
Organism: Acipenser ruthenus (sterlet)
Lineage: Eukaryota; Metazoa; Chordata; Actinopteri; Acipenseriformes; Acipenseridae
Product: mucin-4-like
Exons: 42
Coding region: 1-4986 (1661 amino acids)
Biological process (GO): cell-matrix adhesion
Molecular function (GO): calcium ion binding
Source: RefSeq, a predicted model, not a curated record
AUGAGAUACAGAAGACCAAGAAAAAAUGUCUUCUUAGAAUCUUCUCAGACAACAACACCACAUGAUACAACAACACUCACCACAGAACCAUCAACAGCAGCAUCUACAACAGCUGAGACAACCACUCCAGAAGGUACAACAGACACUACAGAACCAUCAACAGUUGCAUCCACAACAGCUGAGCCAUCCACUACUGAAGGAAAAACAACAGCACACACCACAGAUCCGUUAAGAGCAACUUUCACAACAGCUGAGGCAACAACUACAGAAGGAACAACACUACCAGUUGUCACAGAAUCAACAACAGUAUCCACAAGAGCUGAAACAACCACUACAGAAGGCACAACACCACACACCACAGAACAAUUAACAGCAGCAUCCACAACAGCUAAGGCAACCUCUACAGAAGGAACAACAACACUUCCCACCACAAAUCAAACAACAGCAGAAUCUACAACAGCUGAGGCAACCACUACAACACCACACAGCUCAGAAUCUUCAACAGCAGCAGCAGCAGCAUCCACAACAGGGGCCACCGUUACCAUUCCAGAGCCGACCACAACAAUACCUUUGACAACUACAGUUGAAGAUCUUGGACCUGCGGUUGCACUUUAUGAAUUUGGAGUGAAUUCAGGAGAUUUAAGCAUAAAAGAAAAGAAUGCAGAGGUCACAUCUGCACUCUUGGAACCUAAAAUUGGAUUUCCAUUUGGAGCAACCAUGUACAAAUCUCUUUAUUUUACAGACAAUGGCCAAAUAAUAUUUCCAGCUUUCAAUAGUGAAAUUAGGAAAUAUACUAAUCCAUUUGCGGAAGGCUUCAAGACUUCCUCAAAGCCUGCUAUGUUAGCUGCAUUUUGGGAUGAUGCUGAUCUCAGCUCUGGAGGAAACAUCUAUUAUCAGGAAUACUCAACUAUAUCAAGAAGUAACUCUAUUGUAAAAGACAUAGAAUCAAAGAUUCAGACUAACCUGAAAGUGACCUACUCAGCCAAAUGGACUCUCAAGAUCACAUGGGAAAAUAUCCCUGCAUACCCAGCUGAAAUGUUUAAGGAUAAGACAAACACCUUCCAGGCUAUCAUCACCACAGAUGGCGUUGAGGCGUACGCCAUGAUGCUCUACAAAGAUAAAGGAAUGAACUGGGACACUGAUAGACUGACCACUACAGGUGUUCUGAUGGGUUACAACAGUGCGGAUGGUUUUUUCCUGAAUGAUCGCCAGAUGUCAAAAACACCAAAGGAUAAAUACCGACCUGACAGAUUUAUAGGAGCUAAUUCAAAUAUAAGGGGACUCUGGAUUUACAAGCUGACCAAAGGAACCUUUAAAGAAAACUUCAAAGUGAAGUGUCUAGAAUGGGUUGAACUAGAGCCAGAGGUAUCAACAUGGGCCUCAGAUAUGGCUGACUGUCCUUGCAGUUUGCAGCAAGGACGGCAAGAUGGAAGAUACCGUAGAACUGGGACAGAUGGGGAUUUUACAGUGUUGCGCAGUGUUUCCUCGGCCUCUAGACAAGGAGCCAGAUGCCUCUAUAACAAAAAAGGCUCAUUGUACAACGGCUGGAUUGAGAGGUUCCCAAAAAAGAUCACAGUAAGCAGUCAAGCUGAAGAUUUAGACAUUCUGCCCUAUACAUGGUGCUGUAAGGACAUAGAAGAUCCAAAAUUCUGUGACUACUACCAGACAAAGAGACCUCAGAGAGACUGCAGCUCCUAUAGAGCCCCAUCCUCAGGGCUGAUGAGUGGAGAUCCACACAUAGCAUCAUUUGAUGAUUUGCACUAUACCUUUAAUGGGCUGGGAGAUUUCAUCCUAGUUAAUGCUCAGGAUUCAGACAGCAGUUUCACUUUGCAGGCUCGCACGGUCAUCACUCCUAAUUCAAAAGCCACCAACUUCAAUGAUUUUGCAGCUCAGUAUAAAGAAAAUGGGACAACAAACACAGUUUUAUGGAUCCUAAAAGGAACAGACUCAAUUGAUGUUAUCGUAAACAACAAACUAAUAUCAGAAUUCACAACUGUUUUGGACUCUGGAGAGUUUUAUGAAGCAGAUGAAAUCCUGCUUGAGAGAAGCAGUGGAAAUACGGUCUCAGCUACAUUUAGCGGAAUCCUUUCAAUUAAAGUAACAGCGUCCUUUUCACUGAUGAAUGCUGUUAUUAACCUGCCUUCUAAAUAUAAAAACAAAACUGAAGGCCUUCUCGGAAAAUGGAAUGGUGACCAAAGUGAUGACCUUAAAAAGAGAAAUGGAGAUACCAUUCCACCUUCAAGUACAGAGUCUGAAAUAUACGCAUUUGGCUUAACUUGGGAUGCUGGCCAAGAAAGCCUAUUCCCAAGUACAAACAAAUCAAUCCAAAGCAGGACUGCUGAUACAAGUUUCAAACCUGUGUUCCUGGAAGAUCUUAAAUUGCUAGAUGGCUAUGCCAAAGUAGAAGCAGCAUGUGGCAAUGAUGUUAGUUGUAUUUUUGAUGGAAUGAGCACUGGCAAUUUGACCAUAGGAUUGGCCACAAAGCAAAUUUUAACUAGCUUUGUAGAGACUAAGAAAGCACUUGAGUCUUUUCCACCCAACAUCACAGGAAUGAAACAGUUUACAGCCAAUAUUGGAGAAACAGUUACAGAGACAUACACUGCAAAAACAAAUGAUGGGUCACAAGUUAAAUUCACCCCUAUUACAUUAGACGAUGUCAAUUUGACAGAAAGUGGGAUUCUCACCUGGAUUCCUACAAGUGUGAAGCCACUGACAGUAACAAUUGAAGCUGUUGGAGAAAAUAAUAUGACUGCUAUUUUGGAACCAAUGUUUGUUGUGUGUGACUGUGGGACCAAUGGUGAAUUUGUCUAUGGUGAUACCACUAGAGUCGGUGACUCUAUGCUAUAUGAAACAUCCUGCAAGUGCCAUGAUGGUUACACAGGAAAGAACUGUCGAACAAAACAAAGCAUUUGUGAAACUGUGAGCUGUUAUCCAGGAGUAGUUUGCAAUGAAACAACAGGCUGUACCAAGUGUCCCGCUGGCAAGGAGGGGAAUGGCAUUCAAUGCUCAGAUAUAAACCAUUGUUUAAGCAAUCCAUGCCCAUCCACUGCUUUGUGCACAAGCAUUAGGGACAACUUCACGUGUAACUGCAAGGAAGGAUAUAAAGGAGAUGGAAAGAACUGCACUGACAAUGAUGAAUGUAAGAACUCUCCCUGCACCCAAAAUGCUACGUGCACCAACACAGAGGGGUCUUACACAUGCACUUGCAAACCAGGAUAUUCAGGAGAUGGAAAAACAUCCUGUACUGAUGUUGAUGAGUGUAAGACCAGCUCACCUUGUUCACCGAACGCUAACUGCACCAAUGAAAUUGGGUCUUACAAGUGUGUCUGCAAGCAAGGAUUUAACGGAGAUGGAAAAACAUCCUGUACUGAUGUUGAUGAGUGUAAGACUAGCUCACCUUGUUCACCGAACGCUAACUGCACCAAUGAAAUUGGGUCUUACAAAUGUGUCUGCAAGCAAGGAUUUCAAGGAGAUGGAAAGAACUGCACUGACAAUGAUGAAUGUAAGAACUCUCCCUGCAUCCAAAAUGCUACGUGCACCAACACAGAGGGAUCUUACACAUGCACUUGCAAACCAGGGUAUACAGGAGAUGGGAAGAACUGCACUGAUAUUAAUGAGUGUACUACGCUGUCACUCUGCACUCAAAAUGCUGUGUGCUCCAACACAGAGGGAUCUUACACAUGCACUUGCAAUCCAGGGUAUACAGGAGAUGGAAAAACAUCCUGUACUGAUGUUGAUGAGUGUAAGACCAGCUCACCUUGUUCACCGAACGCUAACUGUACCAAUGUAAUUGGGUCUUACAAGUGUCUCUGCAAGCAAGGAUUUCAAGGAGAUGGACAAUUCUGCAGUGACAUUAACGAAUGUUUGAACUCGCCCUCAUGCUCUCCAUAUGCUGACUGUGCCAACUCUGUCGGAUCCUACAAAUGCACUUGCAAACAAGGUUAUACAGGCGAUGGCAAACUCUGUAACAAUAGUUGUGGCGAUUGCCCAGCUGACUUCUGUAACAAUGGAGGAUCUUGCACUCAAAUCCCAGCUGAUGGCUGUAAAGCCACCUGCACAUGCCCCAGUCCAUACACAGGGGAACAAUGUGGUGUAGCUGGGGCAACUUUUGAGCCAAAGCCUUUAGCAAGUGCACCAAAGAGAUCCCUCAAGUUAACUCUUAAAUUGAAGGGGGAUUAUAACCAACAGGCCAUUAGUGAUGUUAAGAGUCCAGAAUAUGUAUCUCUAGUAAAACAGAUUGAUACUAAGGUAGGUCAGCGGAUGUUGACCCUGACUGUGAAAACCUUUGCUAAAAAUCAAGAUAUCACCUUGAAACUUGUCAAUAAUCAGGUGACUGCUGAGUUCUUGUCCUUGUUUGAUUAUGGUGCCAGCAUUACAGACAUUGAUUUCCUAAAUAAUAAAUUACAAGAAGCCAUCAUUGAUGUUUUAAAUGUCAAAGUGCAGAGACGGAGAAGAGAAGAUACUGUGCAGUUUGAACCUGUGACUAAAGCUGAUAUCACAGAUGUUAACAGAGCAACUGCUGAAGAACUUUCACAGCAUAUGAACUGUGCUAGUAAAGGAAUCAAGGGUUAUUCAGCAGUGUUUGAUCCAAAAAUUGGCUUUCUGUGUGUCUCUCUAUGUUUAACAAAUGACUAUUGCAAGAAUGGAGGAACAUGCCAACAUUACGUUGAUGGACCCAUGUGCAAAUGUGUUCCAUUUAAAAUGUACACACCAUAUGGUGAAAAUUGUGAAUACCUGGCUAUGAAUCUUCGUGCAUUCUUUGGAAUUCUGUUUGGAACCCUGGCUUUCAUCUUCGUUGUGGUGGUAUUGCUGUCCCUGCUGUUUUAUUGCUAUUGCAGACAAAUGCGUUGUUCACCUAAUUUAAGUGAAAGCAAAGGACCUAAUUUCUACUGGGGUCAUGGACCUUUCCGUUCAUUGAAGAAAGAGGAUUCAUUGAAAUCUCCGGACAAUCAACCAAAACUUGUACUGUGGAAAUCUAAACCUUAAAGAUCUGAAAGAAAGCAAUCCAAAUUCCCAGAUCCCAUUCGUUAAGGAUGUACAGGAUCAAUACAACAAAAUGGAAGGAAAAGAAGAUGGUUCACUGAAACUGAGAAAUGAUGUUGAUCAGCGCUGACGUGCUGCUCUACAACCUUUGAAUACCAGCGUAACAUUGAAUCAUAAUCCCCUGUCAUAGUGCUGUACCUGUGCAUUCUUUUAGCCCUCGCCUUACGUUUUCUUCUGGCAGAAUUUCCUACAUUAUAUUAUAUUACAUUAUAUUAUACUAUAUUAUAUUAUAUUAUCUUCGGGUGCGUGUACAGUACCAAAUUAUAAUAGAUACAUUGUAAUGACAAAAUAUGACCCUGUUAGAUUAUUUGAGUAGUGUAUUCUGAUGGGAUAUUCAAAUGGCACUUUAAAGGUUUCAGAUGUGUUAAAUUAUGGUUUAUACUCCCUAUCCAGAUCAACGGAAAUAAUGUAUUUGUUUGAAUGUUUGCAAUAUCCAUAUUCUUUUAUUGUAUGAAGAAUAAUUUUAGAUUUUAGAUUUUUACAUUUAUUCAGGAUAUGCAAAUACUGUACUAUACGGGUAAACUACUGCUUUCUGGUACCUUUGCUGCAGGUCCCAUGGUCUGAGCUGCAACACAUUAACCUAUUGGGUACCAGGAACCUACAGUAACUUUUCAUCUUUUGCAUUGUCUGUGAUUUAUCUGCCAUAAUCCAGAUUGAAGCAAAGAACCAAACGACCAAAACCAUUUAGUUGUUUGGUACUUGGUUUCCUUUUUAUUUAUUGUAGAUUUUAUGGACCCUAUUCACAAAGAGAAAAAGUGCACUGUGGAGACUCAAGUGACCAAUUGAUAUGGAGCCCAGUGUCUUUUUAUAGUUGGUACACGACUGUGUUCUUUGAGUCUCUCAACGGGUGAAUACAAUAACUGCUGCAUAUUUAAUCUCUUAGAGAUGCCAUUCCUCUUACAUUGUAAUUUUCAUAUUGUAUUUAUAAUGUUAAAAAUGUUUUUGAUGGAAUAAAUUACUUUUGUGUUUUUAUGCUAACUGCUCUAGGCUGGUGUAUUCGUUCCAUACAAACAGGCUAUACAAUUGAAAUAGCUAGGUUCAAGUUUGUGAAUAGGGCCCUCUGCACUUUCUUUUCUAACAAACAAAUUUGAAGUAAGAGCCUUUUAUUUUUGUAUUUGUUCUUAUUCUAUAAACGUGUUUCAUAUUUUAAAACAAAAUCUAUUAUAGUAUAUAAAUCAUUAUUUUUUUCAUUGUAUGUAAACACAUGAAAUAAACUAUACAUUAUUAA